CCUUUAACAACCUUCGUUAAAUACUUUUCAUAAACCAUCAAACAUGAGAUCUAAUCUCACCCUCAAACCACUUAAAAAAACAAUCAGGACUUUCAGCAGGUCUCUCUUCUUCCACUUUUCCUGUUUUUUACAGUGAAGACGACAAGUUGGUGUAACUAGUGGAGUUUUUCUACUGCUGCAAUAGUAAAAAUGGAGUCUUUGAACUAUGCUUUUGAAGAAAAAGGUUUUCAUUGUUCUGAUGAGUUACCUGUAGAUUCCUUAUCAAGAACUAGAAGUCUUCUUAACGAAUUCAGCUUAAACCCUUUCUCUGAUCAUCAUGAAGGAGAAGAGUUCAUAGAGUCUGGUUUGGCAGAAAUGCUACAGAGAUCCAAAACUGAUAAUGAUCUUAGGCAAACAGCACUUUGCACUGGUGAUGCUAAUCCCGUGUUCAUUGACUCAAAGUCAUGCUCAGAUAUGGCUCCAAAGAAACGAAUGAAUCCAAAGAAGAUGGUAAUGAAUGAUUCCAAAGAAGGGAAAAGGGCUCGAGUCACUAAUUUUAGUGCCAAACAAGUCCUUAUUUGUCAAGUUGAUGGAUGUGACCGGGACCUGAGUUCUUCUAAAGACUAUCACAAGAGGCAUAAAGUGUGUGAUGAGCACUCUAAAACGGCCAAAGUCAUUGUUAAUGGCAUCGAGCAGCGAUUUUGCCAGCAAUGUAGCAGGUUUCAUUUGCUAGCAGAAUUUGACGAGGAUAAAAGAAGCUGUCGCAAGCGCCUUGCAGGCCACAAUGAGCGCAGACGAAAGCCUCUGCGCGAAUCUCAUUGGGGUAAAAUGACUUCAUUUUGUUCUAACCAGUACUCCUUAUAUUUUGCAGUACUUAAUGUAAUCAACCAACAUAUAAUGCCACUUAUCCUAUCACUUGAGUUUUAGAGCUACUUUGGUUAGGGGAUUUUAGGGGAGGUAGGGGGACCGGGGACGAGUAAUUUUUCAUUUUUACGGAGUAAACUAUUGUGGUGUGUAGGCAAUUGGAAAUAAAGUGGAGAUUAAAUACUAUAAAGAAAUAUCUAAUCUACCUAAGCAUAGAGUUAUUUCUUGUCUAAAGUCUAAACUAACACAUAGAGAUAAGUAAGAGAAAAACCAAUCCUCUCAUUCUCUCCGAAAUUCCCAAACCGUACAUGCCAUUAAUAUUGAAACAGGUCUGCAUUAAUAGAAUCAUAUAUAACAUUAAGCUAGGUUAAAUGUAUAAAAUGAUUCUGAUUAGUCUAACAACGCACAGGCUUAAGCAUUAGGGAGUGUUUGCAACAGCUUCUGCUUUAAAAAAAGCACUUUUGGAGUGAUUUGGAAAAAGUGAUUAUUUGUAAAAGUUGAUAGUGUUUGAGAAAAAAGUGAUUUUGAAAAGUAAAAGUUGGUAGUGUUUGGUAAAAUAAGUGCUUUUGGUGUAUAAAAAGUGGAAAAGCACUUUUGACACGAAAGCCGAGAAAAAUAAAAAAUUGGUAGUGUUUGGUAAAUAAGUGCUUUUUUAAGCCAAAAGCUGAGAAGUGCUUUUUUUAAAGUGGUUGCAAACCAGCCUUUAGUCUUUUUAGUGCUAGUCAACAACAACAUUCAAGUCUUAGUUCAAGUGUUUGGGAUCGGUUCUAAUGCUUUUAUAAGGACACAUACAUCGUCUUAUGUUAAUGGUUUUUAUUUUAUGUAUUACACAGAUAUUGCAGGGCCAAGGCUCUUAAAUUUAACUGCAGAAAAGACUGUCUCAUUUUUGUUCCCAGAAGUACUCAGCACCAACCACUUUUUUGAAGAAAAGUAUGAUCCUGAAGAAAGAGUCAUUGAUUUGCCACAACCAAAACCAGCUCAAGAACUCUGCAGGGGAGAAAAUUUCAUAGCUUCUCACUCUCUUCUGUCAGCAAAUAAUGAAAACGUUCUAAGCUAUCCAUUAAGCGAGUUGGACAACUUUGGAGUAGCGGAGAGGGAAAGCGUUCUUAAAGUUAGUGAUGGCAAUAUUGGCUUGAACUUCGAAGCUGAAAUGGAUAGGAAUCUGCACAUAUCAGAUUCUUGGAAUUUGAAUAUGCAUAUGUCCUCCGAAAGCGGGGAAACCAUUGAUCUGCUGCAGCUGUCCACACAUCUACUUAGAGUGGAGCAGCAGAGAAGUUACCCGCAGGUGAAACAAGAUAGCUGUAACUUCUGUUUUACUACCAGUUGAGGAUCUGCAAAUGCAUUUAGUUAUUAGAGUCCUGUUUACACAUUUGCAGAAGUAGUGAUGAUUUUCAAAAUUGCAACUGAGUGGGUAGAAUAUUUAUAUAGUUGUAAGGUUUUCUUGGUUAUGAAUAAGGUUCAGCUUAACUCAACCUUGGAAAAGUUAAUGAAAAGUGAGGACUGUUCAACUCUUACAAAGAGAUUCAUUCAUUUUUAAAUAGUUACUCAAGGUGAGACAGUUUCCAAUAUUCUUAUAAUUCUUAAAAGAAG
Messenger RNA from Cuscuta epithymum, 2433 nucleotides. The record is from the annotation of a GenBank genome assembly. NCBI's taxonomy places the organism in Eukaryota, Viridiplantae, Streptophyta, Magnoliopsida, Solanales, Convolvulaceae.